AGCGUACGAGAGAUCGCUGCCCGAGUGGCAGUCAGUCGCUCGAGCGAGAGUGAAAGGCUCGAAGCUCUCGAGCGAGCUGCAGAGAGCGAGUUGUUGCGAUUCGCGCGGCUGAUAGCUGAGACGCUGCGCGCGGUGUACACAGUGUAGUUUCGAAGUAGCACGUGGACUGCAGCGCGCGUGCGAUUUUGCGCUGGCUCUUGUGUCUUCUGAAGUUUUGCUUUGAAUUCCGUACGUGAGAUAUCAGUUUGGUGUGUGCGUGAGCAUGUGUGUAAUGGUGCGCGAAGAGAAGUGAAGCUUUCGUCGCAUUCUUCGAAGCGUCAGCAACAGCAAAAAACCUCACGCAGAUUUUAAUCUCGCCUCUCACCGAGUCUGCUCAGCAGCUUUUCUCGCGUCGCAGUCGUGAAUGCGUACGCAAACACACUGCCGCCGUAUACACGUGAAAGCGUGACGACGGCAAGUGCACGGACGGAUAUAUUAUACGAGGGACGAUGAAGAAACCGGCGCACGUGGCGCUUGAUCGAUCGCGCGCAGCGAAAUAUCAUUGUGCAAACGAGUUUUCGCGGGCGCGCGUUAAUACAUCAAGCGAGUAAUUGAACAACGCGCACACGGCGAAAUUGAUCUCGCCCGGGACCAAUUACGUUUCGGCGCGUCGCUGAUGACGACGAUGAUUUUUCUUCUUUUUUUUCUUUCGAUAUCGCUCUGCUGAUUAGCGCUGGAUGUGUUUGCAGGAGGUAAUUUCGUUGCGCAAACAGUUUUGAAUUUAAUAAACUCGACCGCGAGAUUUAGCGCUGAGUUAUACACCGGCGCUCUCGCGGCAGCGCGAUUAAAUCGAGGGAAGACAAACUUUGCGAUUUAUGUACGCGAAUGUUUACCUAGCCGUUGGAAAAAGGAAGAUUCGAUGCCGAAUAUUGAAAACUCCGCGCGUGUGUAUGCUCUAUAAAGCAAAAGGAAAACGAGCAACCGGUUCGCCGCGCGCGUGUGUGCACAGCUUAGAAUGAUAAACGCGCGCGCGAGUAGCGACUCUCUGUUGCUCUUUUACUAGCGGUGCAGCGCAGCCGAUGCCUCGAUUUAUCGACUCCAGUUUCGAAAAAGUGAAUAAAACUCGAGCUAGCCUCUUCUUAUGUCUCGCGAGAGAGGGGGAUGAAAAAAGAACGUAUCCGAUUUAGCAUAGAAAACGUUUCCACGAAGAGGCAACAAGACUAGACCACAAAAACCUCGACCGGUGUUUUGUCUUCUAUACACGCAUACAAAGUGCCUGGCGUCAGUAUACUUUUCCCCGAUCGUGCGCGAUAUACCUCUCGCGCAUGAUCGGUAACGAUGGUGUCGUUCGACGCGGUAAACGCCGACUACAGCAACGUCACGGAAGACUCGACAGAUGAGAAUAUGCCAGAAGCGGAGGAGGAAGAGGACUCACCGCCGCUGAUAUUCCGGGGCGUCCAGUACAUGGGUUCAUUUCCCGUAGCCGGUUUCGACGCUGCCUGCCGAGCGGAGUACCUGCGCGCCAAGCUUGAACUACUACGGGUCGCAGCCGCUGGCCGGCAUUCGUACAACGAUCGCUCGACGUCCGUCCUGCUGAUAGUCUCGCUCGCCGGCAUCAAAGUAUGCAGCCCAGAUGGAAAGCGGGUGCAAAUGGCCCACGCGUUAAGGCGCAUCUCGUACGCGACCUGUGAGCCGAGCUACGGCCAAUUCAGCUUCCUGGCUCGCGAGCCGAGGGCCCACUUCAGUAUCCAGUACUGCCACUCCUUCAUCACCGAAUCUCCCGAGCAGGCCGAGGAACUGAACACCAUCGUCGGCAAUGCUUUUCGCAUGGCGUACGUGGCGCAGCUGCAGCGCCAGCCGAUGCUCCAAGAUGUGAUUAGCUCCAAGUCCGGCUCGCACUUUCGCAAGGACAGCAAACUGCAGCAGCAACAGCCGCAGCCACAGCAGCAGCAGCAGCAGCAGCAGGAGACUCGAGGCGGCGCCGUCUGGAACAAGUCUCUGGUCGGCGGCGACACGGCUCAUAACAACAAUAACAACAACAGCAGUAGCAACAACAACAACAACAACAACAACAAUAACAACAAGGCCGCAGUGGGGAGUAGCAGUAGCGGCAGCUGCAGCGACGACGCCAGCAGUACGAGCAGCAGCCCCACAGCCGACGACAUGAACCUCCAGCUCGGCAGCGCCGGCUCACCCACGCUUCGGCUGUCCAGCGUCAAGACGCCGAACACGAUCCCGGGUCUGCGGCCGUCGCACAACUUCGGCAACGUGCUCUCGUCCCUGCACAGUGGCAGCGAGGACGGCUGCGGGACGAACAAGAGCAUAUCGCAGCAAAGCACGCCCAGCAGCGACGAGAGUAACUCGCCCACGGAGCUCAACUCGUACAAGCGGCUCGCGGACAAGCCGCCACUCAUCAAGCGACUCGCCAUGGGACUCACCGGAGGCCGUGACGUGUUGGGCCUGAACGGCGAGGACGACAGCUGUCCGCUGGUUAGCGGUGGCAGUACUCCGACCUCGCCUACGACGACGAGGCCGCACUCGGGCGGCUAUAUCAACGAGGCCAUCAUCGAGUCCGAUACCAACAGCAGCACCACCACGACAUCCAGGUCGUCGACGCAGCAACAGCUGCAGCAGCAGCAGCACAAUAGCAAGACACUGCCCGCCACCGAGAACCUCGACAAUACCAUCAAUUCCUCCAUCAACGCCAAGAAUUUCAAUAUCGAGAAUAACAGGCUAGCGCAAAACUCGCUGAACGGCGCAACGGAAGCGGACUUCAAAUCGAAGCGAAGGUCGCAGAUCAGCACGUCGAGCAGCUCGGUACCAGCGGACGGCAGUAUGCUCGGCUCGACGCCCACGCCGCCGCCGCUUCCGGAACGAACCGACAGUCUGAACAAUCGCAGCGAGGAAGGCGAGCUCAGGCGAGCGCCUUGGUUCCAAGCCGGCAUACCGAGGGAGAUAACGCUUGAGGUGCUGAGCCAGGAGCCCGAAGGCGCGUUCAUGGUACGCGAGAGCACGAGCAAGCCAGGAUGCUACGCCCUGUCGCUGCGCGUGCCGCGCGAGUUCCAGCCCAGCGGCAUCGCCCAUUAUCUCAUCAUGCGCACGAACAAGGGAUACAAAAUUAAGGGCUUCACCAAGGAGUUCACAACGUUGACGGCUCUGAUCACUCACCACUCGGUGAUGCCGGAACUGCUGCCCUGUCCGCUCUCGCUCAGCCGGUACAACCCGAGCUUCGUCAAGACAGACUCGAGCAAGGACUUUGCCGACAUCGAUUCUGACCCGGACUACAACACCCUCGCCGACUUUCGCAAGAUGAUGGCCGACCUCAACGUCUAAGACCGUCGCUAAUAUACGGUUCUUUCUCUCUAACGUGUUGUUUUUUUUUGGUUUCGAUCUUUUUUCUUUUCUGUGAUAACGACGGAGAAUUUACGUUACAUUCAUUUACGAUUUCUUUCGUUUACGCAUACACACGAGCAGAUGAGAAAAAGCGAGAACGUGCCGUGCGACGAAAAGAAAAAGGGGAUGAAAGAUCCGAAAAGUAAGCUACAAAGGAUAUAAUGAAACUGCGCUUCUGUCGUCUGCCUCCAAACACGUACGCACGAUGUCGGGGCACGGUAAGGGCGCUGUUACGGUGAUAUGCUCGUAUAAGUCAUUGCUAGAAGUCUAAGCAAAUCGUCGUAGGUUUACAUAGUUUAUUUAUAGAUGGUUCUAAGACCAUUAGGCCGAAGGUACCCGCUUUCGAAACGGGUAAGUCGUUACGCUGAUUCGCCGGAAUAGAUGUGUGCGCAUGUGUACACCUUUUAUUUUGCUUGGGAGUAAAAAAAGCUUGUACUUGCGAAAAUUCAAAUCCUGUCGAGAAUACGUCCAUGAGCUUGAGUGAUUAUAGUGGAGACGUGGAGCUUUUUUUUACUCCUGGGUUGAUUCGAGCGUCGCCAAGGCAAAGAGAAAGGUAAACCGAAAGGGAUGAAUUCGUUACCGCCGAAGAGACUGCAGAUAGUGACCGAUUUUCGUUUUUUCCAUUCGUUUGUAACUCUCCUUUUCUUUUCAUUGCUCAUUAUAUGAAGUACGAAUGCUAAGAUUAUUAUUCUUAUUAAUAACUAUGAUUAAUCUCGAUUCCUCGAAUCGUCGAGGCGCGCGGAACUCGAUAAAGCAUCCGCGUCGUCGUCGCGGCGAUGAUAUAUUAUAUAGAAAAACAGAAAGAAAAAUAAAGCGUUGAUGUAUAAAAAAAAAUGGUAAUAAUAACGAUGAAUAACUAAAAGAUGCAAAAUGUGUUGAUAUUGUAUAUAAAUUAUGAUUACUGUUAUGCGAUGUCGAUUGUAUUUAAUUAAGAGUGAAAGGACUGAAUCUUAAAUAACUGAUGGUUGGCAACUCUUGACGAUGAUCGCUCGAGUAACCUAGUCUUGUACAGAAGAGUCGCUUAGGGUAUAUGAUGAAGCUCGUAAUAUCUGAAUUCAGAAUAUUUAUUAUUUUCAAAGUUUCAGAGCAUCAGGUAAUCAAAUUUGUAAGUCGAUUCGAAGAUUGUCUUAACGUCGAUGAAAUAGAGUAUUCCAAUGCAAAAAUCACUCCAAGAAAUUAUUUUUUAUUUCAUAUUUGAUUAUCUUGGUGUUAUACUCGUCUCAGACAUUAUAAGUUUGGUGCCCUGAAAUAUUUCAUGUUAGAAAUUCUGAGUUUUGAUGAUAGUACGAAAAUGCAUUGAGGAAAAAACAGGAUGAAGCACGAGAUGAAAAUCCAAAACGUCAAAAGAUAUAGAAAAGUACGAUGUAAGCUUGAACGUGACAAAACGAGCAAAGAAUUAAUUAAAUAUUGGGGUCUCGAAGUCCUUAGCCCCGCGGACACUUAAGUUAUCGAGAAUGCGAUGAUGUUCGAAAAUUUCAAGUGGAAUGUUGAAUAUUUAUUAUAGUCAAGAGGUUUAUUUGAUUAUUUAAAAACGUAUUGUACAGUACACUAUACUGUGUGAGAAAUUGUAAUUAAAAUACUUUGAAAAUUUCAAAACUUUUUUUAUAGUUCUAUCCCGUAUUUCGUAAACAUUUGAGAAAAAAAUUUCGUUCGUUUGAAAAAAUCAAAAUGUGUAAGAAUGGAGGAUUUGUGUGAGAACCGAAUUCGUUCCAAGACUUUAAUUUUGCCAAAAUGUAAAUUUGCACUGCCUUUAUGAAAGAAAUUCGGGUAAGCUGCUCUUCUAUCACAUCGGACUAUUUCCAAGCACGAGCGCAGCAAAACCCUAUUUCAUUUCAUGUCUUUUUACUUUUAUAUUAUAUAAGACAGCGUGAUUAGCACCUACUUAACCGAGAGCUGUCGAUGCUCAGAACGAAAGAUACCGGUGUGUUCAGUAGUGCUAAGGUUUAGAGACCCCUUUCCCGUGAACAAGCGAAUAUGCAAAAAUAUCGUUAUCUUCCUGCGCUAAAAUAUUUGUAUUACACUUAUUACGAAAAGAUGAGCAAAAAAUAUGUCGAACGAAGAGUUCACUGAAAAUCUCCGCUGAACUGAAUAUUAAUUGCUGCUUCAGAUUUGUAACGUUCUAAAAAUCAUUAUACCGAUGCGUCGUAUAAUUUCAAUAAUAAAAUUAUUUAUUAAA
Messenger RNA from Nasonia vitripennis (jewel wasp), 5548 nucleotides. Its product is annotated as homeobox protein 5. Lineage: Eukaryota; Metazoa; Arthropoda; Insecta; Hymenoptera; Pteromalidae. The transcript has 12 exons. The record is from RefSeq and is a predicted model, not a curated record. The coding region runs from base 1318 to 3312 and encodes 664 amino acids.